This is a messenger RNA of Parathielavia appendiculata, 2331 nucleotides long. Its product is annotated as PalH-domain-containing protein. Lineage: Eukaryota; Fungi; Ascomycota; Sordariomycetes; Sordariales; Chaetomiaceae. The record is from RefSeq and is a predicted model, not a curated record. The coding region runs from base 1 to 2331 and encodes 776 amino acids. Gene Ontology annotation, cellular component: plasma membrane. Gene Ontology annotation, biological process: cellular response to pH. The transcript has a single exon.
AUGGAGCCGCGACGGCUCCUCGCCGACUUGACGGCCACCGCGCCACAGCCGACGACCGCGCCGCUGGUCGCCCGGAAUUGCCGCGGCCUUAACCUUCCCAUCGGGGGUGUCCUCUCCAUGCCCAACGGGGAGCUUGUCACGCUUACCGCGGCCGCCGCUUUCAAGCCCGUGUGCACCCCGGUUACGCCACCGGCCAUCAUCGCCAACGGCGGAGGAGGAUCCGUCACAAUUGACGACAAGACUGAGGUGACGGGCCCGAAUCAACAGAUCCAGGACCCCUACGACCCCUUUUACGCAUCGACCUUCCCUCAGUGCUACGCCCUCGCUGCGACGACAGUGGUGGCGUACAUGCUGGUCAUCAUGCUCUUCAUCACCCCGAGGUCCUUCCUUGAUGGCGGCGUCGUCGUGCUGGGCCGAAGGGGCUUUACCAAUGGCGGGGCUGGUCCAACCAUUGGUGGGCGGCCCUGGUUGCAGAAGGUUGCCGCCCUUACCGUCGCCAUUUCCUUGACUAUCGCCAGCGUCGCCACGUUUGAUGUGGCCGAAGAACAGUAUUCACUCGGCGUCCAGAACGCUGCGGAGCUGCAGAUAAAGGUGCUUGGCGGCAACGAGCUCAAGAUCAUCCGCAUCAUAUCGAACACCUUUUUGUGGCUCGCCCAAGCUCAGACUCUCAUCCGCUUAUUUCCUCGGCAGCGAGAAAAGGUUAUGAUCAAAUGGACCGCCUUCGCCCUCAUCACGCUCGAUGUCAUCUUUCAGUCGCUCAACAGCUUUCAAUAUGAACAACAAGGGGUGGCCCGGCCCGGGUCGUUUCAGCAUGCCGUGCCCGCCCUCAGCUAUCUGUUCGCUCUCUCCCUAGGCGUUCUCUAUGCCGCCUGGGUCAUUUAUUAUUCCCUCUUGAAGAAGAGGUACGCCUUUUGGCACCCCCAAAUGAAGAACAUGCUGUUGGUCGCGGUUUUGUCGCUGCUCUCCAUCCUUAUCCCUAUAGUCUUUUUCAUUUCCGACGUCAUCCAGCCCGAAUUCACCGGAUGGGGAGAGUACGUUAGAUGGGUCGGAGCAGCGGCCGCCAGCGUCAUCGUCUGGGAGUGGGUGGAGAGGAUAGAGGCUCUAGAGCGUGAAGAGAAGAAAGACGGGAUCCUCGGCAGGGAGGUAUUCGACGGAGACGACAUGCUGGAGAUGACUGAUUCAGAUGACGGGUUCAGAAAGAGGAAGAAAGGGGGUGACGACGGAGAUAAAGGGACCAGUAUUGAAAGUGGGAGGCAUGACAGCCUCAGCAGUGGACGGAAUAACAGAUGGCCGACGGUCACGGCGCUCAGAGCACGAUAUAGGUCUCGGUCCGGACCCAGGAAGGCCGCGGAUCCCACAAACACACAGUCAACGAAUCACGACAGGAUACGAUUCCUCCAGCCACCGCUGUGGCCUGCCAGACCAGCUCCCGCAGUCACACCGAUCAGCCGCACAGACACUGCCAGCGCCGCCAGCACCGUCUAUGCCAUCAGGUACGGUGCUCCUACCGAGACCACAUCCCGCACGCCACCUCCGGCGCACAAUACCUCCCCGUUGUCUCAAAGCCAUAGGACAGCUUCAGGCCGCGCCAGCCAUGAAGGAACCCAGAGCGAGGAUGGUGAUACGGCCGGCCCACCCGCGCAACCCACUCCGGCACUUCAGGAAGCGACGCCCGUACCUAACCGGUGGCGGGCGCUAGCAGGGCGCGUCCCGUUCCGGUCUCCACGCCAGGCUGACGAGGAGCGGGCUGUUCCGGCAUCCGAGGAGAACAUGCCACGCAAGGAGGGAGGCGGUGGCGGCGCCAAGUGGGACUUGCGUGCGCGCGUCGAGGAGUUCGCGGCGAUGCAAGCAGAGAGAUUUCGCGAGAAGUUCCGGACGGCCCCUGACACCGACAGCCUGCCGGUGACGGUCAUUCCUGCGCCGCCCCGCCAGGGUGCGGCGCUUGCUCAGCUUUUGGAGGAGGAGGAGUUGGAGGCUCGGCGGGCUGCAGCUUUUGCGACAGAUCGACGGAGUAGCAGUUUAUUGAGGAGUAUGCCGCUAGGGGACGAAUUGCCGGUCGAGCCGUCGAGGCAGCAGUUGCGACCAAUUGUCACGCCGGGCGAGUUGGGGCCGGUGGCUAGGAUUUCUCGUCGGCUAUCAGUGCCGCUUGCGGACACGGCGGUUUCUCCCCAACCAGAACCGGGAGCGCCGCAGCUGGGAAUUAGCAGGUCGCCGCAGCCGCCAUUUGGUUUUGAUACAUCUGUGGUGGAUCAACACUCCUCAGAUUCUCAACCGGGCGUUACUCCUGGUCCUAGUCUGGACCACGGAGGUGCGCCUCCUCCCUCUGUUUAA